AUACCACCAGUCAAAGUAAAAACAUAAAUUCAGCAUUCAUCAAAAAAUCAAAACCGAUAAUAAAAAAGAAAGCGAAAAAUAAACCCUCGCCCAAGAUCGAAACGGAGCGUUUUGGGAACAAAACUUUGGUACUGAGGAGGAAGAAGAUGGAGCAAAGCUUCACCUUCUUCUUCUCUUAUUGAUCGUUUCAUGGCCUCCUCUCAGGCCCAACAUCGCUGUGUCUUCGUUGGGAAUAUACCGUAUGAUGCAACGGAAGAACAGCUUAUUGAAAUCUGCCAGGAAGUUGGUCCUGUUGUUUCUUUCAGAUUAGUUAUUGAUAGAGAAACUGGGAAGCCAAAAGGUUAUGGAUUUUGUGAGUAUAAGGAUGAAGAGACAGCUUUAAGUGCUCGUAGGAAUCUUCAGGGCUAUGAUAUUAAUGGGCGUCAAUUACGUGUUGAUUUUGCCGAAAACGAUAAAGGAAACGAUAGAAAUAAAGAUCAGGGUCGCGGAGGACCAGGAAUGACGCCAAUUGUUGAUCCUCAGAAACAAGUAGGUAUCCCAGCUGUCCAAGGGGAAUCUGCUCAAGCAGCUCAACACCAACCUAUUGGUCUUCAUUUUGCCGUAACAGUUGCAGCUGUCAUGACUGCAGCUCUUGGUGGUGCUCAGACUGGCAUCCAGUCAAAUCAAAAUGGUUUGCAAAAUCAGUCAGCAUUGACAAAUGAUCCUUUAACUUUGCAUCUGUCCAAAAUGUCCAGGAGCCAGCUGACUGAGAUAAUCUCUGAGGUUAAGGGAAUGGCUACACACAACAAGGAGUUGUCCCGUCAGCUGUUGCUUUCAAGACCACAGUUGCCCAAGGCUCUUUUUCAGGUAUAAACUUUUCUCCCAUAUCGUUCCUGUGUACAUUAAUGCAAGCACA
Molecule: messenger RNA, 895 nt
Organism: Lathyrus oleraceus (garden pea)
Lineage: Eukaryota; Viridiplantae; Streptophyta; Magnoliopsida; Fabales; Fabaceae
Product: cleavage stimulating factor 64
Exons: 6
Coding region: 190-852 (220 amino acids)
Cellular component (GO): mRNA cleavage and polyadenylation specificity factor complex
Molecular function (GO): mRNA binding
Source: RefSeq, a predicted model, not a curated record